Molecule: messenger RNA, 2169 nt
Organism: Aspergillus niger
Lineage: Eukaryota; Fungi; Ascomycota; Eurotiomycetes; Eurotiales; Aspergillaceae
Exons: 3
Coding region: 1-2169 (722 amino acids)
Source: RefSeq, a predicted model, not a curated record
AUGGUGCUCUUCACUCAUAUCGCCGGAGGAUCGGCUCCGUCCUCCAUAGUCGUCUGUGUGGCGCUAUUACUACUCGCAUGCCUACAGACUGUCGUCGCCGAGAUCGAUUCGGUCUUCAAAUCUCCAAGAUGUUCGCCACCCCGGAUCGCUAACCUUGUCUCAACGUCCACCUGCAGCGACCCGAUCUCUAUCCCCCAGUCCUUACUUUGGAACAUAGAGUUCCCGACAAGCUUAGUCCGGGUUACAUCUUUGUCGGCCCGUACGAAGCGUCCAAUUCCGGCCCGUAUAUCUAUGAUGAUGAGGGGGUAUGCUUCUGAUGUUCUUGCCCAAAACCUAGUUUGGAGCGGCUGGGGUAACUCGGGCCCCGGAAAUGCCCACGGCAUGCACGUGUGCAAGUACAAGGGAAAGGAUCACUUGUGUUUCUUCCAGGGUGUUCAGCAGAAUGGGUAUUGCCGAGGUCAUGGAGUCAUCAUGGAUGACCACUAUCGCAUCGUCCGAACCGUGGUUCCCGGAGGCGGCAUGGCAUCCAGCGAUAUGCACGAAUUUAUGCCUAUCAAUGACGGCAAGACUGCCUUGAUGACAGUGUACCAGCAGCGACAGUUCGACAUGUCCCCGUGGAACGUCAAGUCCGGCAUGGGAUGGGUGAUGGAGAGUAUCUUCCAGGAGGUGGAUGUGGAGACCAACGAAGUUCUGUUCGAGUGGAAGUCCCUCGACCACGUCGACCCUUCGGACGCCUACACCUGGCCGAGUCACACGGAUACGUCGGGCACUGGGCUGGACCCGCGCUCGCCCUGGGAUUACUUCCAUAUCAACUCGAUCGAUAAGAACGCUGACGGCGAUUAUUUGAUCUCCUCGCGCCACACGUGCGCGAUCUACAAGAUCUCCGGCAAGGAUGGAUCCAUCAUCUGGCGGUUGCAUGGGGCGCAUCCCACGUUCAAGAACAUCAACUUCAGUUUCUCGCAGCAGCACGAUGCGCGGUGGCUUGGUGAAAACUCCACCCACACUCUGCUGUCUCUAUACAACAACGGGUUCAAUGGGUUCAACCGCACCCAUGACUUCUCCUCGGGCAUGAUUAUCCUUAUCGACCACCAGGACAACACCGCCACCCAGCUCCACGACUACUCCCCUCCCGGCAAGACCAUGAUCAGCUCCAGUCAGGGUAACAUGCAGGUCCUUCCGAACAAGAACGUAUUCAUUGGGUGGGGUAACAACGCCUAUGUUUCCGAACAUGACGAAGAAGGCAACGUGCUGCUCUGGGGUUAUAUCGACAAGGAUCGCAUCAUGAACUACCGGGCGCAAAAGUUCGAGUGGGAUGGAAUGCCUACCGACGUGCCGGCUCUGUGGACGUACUCGCAAUCCAUCGACACCUUCUCCCCGACGACGUUCUAUGUCAGCUGGAACGGAGCUACGCGGGUGAAGUACUGGCGGUUCUACGGCGCGACCAACUCGACCGGCCCCUAUAUGCUCAUCAAGCAGGUAGAGAAGAGGGGAUUCGAGACAAGCUACUCGGCACCACACUUCUACCGAUGGACCUACGCGGAGGCCGUGGAUGUGGAGGGCAAGGUUCUGGGCAAGUCGCGCAGCAUGUUUACUUUCACGCCGUCGCCCGAUCUGCAGGGCCACUGUGGUAGGGAAUCAUGUGAGAAUGCGCAGACGUAUGGAAUGCCUGGCGAGGAGGGCGCUGGACCUGUGAUUCCCCCAGCGGGUAUCAACACCGUCCCUUGGGUCGAUCCUGGUCACCCCGAUGCGCACUUCGAUUGGGGUCAGACCGGGGAUGAUUCGGAGGACGGUGAGAGCGGGUCCGGCAAUCUGAAGAGUGUCUAUGGUAAGCAGACUCCCGCUGACGGCAGGAAGAGUAACCCCGCUGACUAUCGCAAUCUAGAUAACAACGUGGGAUGGAUCGCCCCGGUCUUCGGCUUUGUCGUUGCCAUCGUGGCUAUCUAUACCAUUAUGCGGAUAUACCGGCGCCAGCAGCAAUUUAGCCGGGUGAAGGAGAGGGCAUCGACGGAGAGUGUAGAUAGGGUCGAGAGGUCCAAGCCCUGGACGGAAUCGGAGACCCCGUGGUGGCAUUGGCGUCGCUGGACGAAGUCACAGGAGCCACCGCGGUACUUUCCGUUGGCAGAACAACGGAGUCCGUCCUGGCGACCGGAUGGACAUUAUGCGCGAUAG